Molecule: messenger RNA, 1767 nt
Organism: Penicillium diatomitis
Lineage: Eukaryota; Fungi; Ascomycota; Eurotiomycetes; Eurotiales; Aspergillaceae
Exons: 3
Coding region: 1-1767 (588 amino acids)
Source: RefSeq, a predicted model, not a curated record
AUGAUGACUGCUACACUGAACGGGACGUUCAACUCUGCCCCUGAUACACCCUCUCCCAUCUAUCCUGAUCGUCUGAUCCGACCUCUUCCGCGACGGAGCUUACGCUCGCGAUUGUCGAUCGACGCCGCGGACACAAUUCACUAUCCACCAACUCCACCAGCGUCGCAGAUUUUCUACGGCGUUGGGGACACGGAAGAAGUGGCCCCGCAUGGAAAAGCCUACGCCCGGCAAAAGGCGAUUGAUAGGCACGAGCUCACCCCCGAGGCGGACAGCCACGACUUUGAAACAGCUAUCGAGCUCGAGAGCGGGGACGAAGACGGACCUGUCGUCGUUCGGCGCAGUGCUGGAUUUCGAAGAUCCAUGUCUGCAGGUGCGAGUCCUCGGCAUCGCGGUUUCACCGCCCCAGCCAUGAGUGAAGGGAACGGUCAGAGGGAGACAGCACGCGAUGAGCGAGAGGAUACUCAAAGAUCCAUAGGGCCUGAUGGUUACGACGCCUUUGAAAACACAAACAACAAGAAGAAAAGAAAAAUUCCCACUCCGGGAAACCUAGUCCCUCACCACACAGCGCUCUCCCCAGAAUUCGCCAAUAUGGGUAUCUUUAGUUCAAAACCAUCAAGUCCUCCACCCGCUAGCGAAGACUCCACGACGGGCACCUACUAUGGAGAUGGGAAUCCUGCCUCACCCUUGACAAGUGGUAUCUCCGGAUCAGGUCGUGGUCGUCUUGGACGCGGAUCGACUCGCAUGAGCACUGGGCGAAAUCCUUUAUCCGCCAACGCGCAGAACGCAUGGAUGACCAGUACGGCCAGGGCACCGAGCCGUCGAGAUGUAUUAAUGUCCUCUCCUGGAUCUUCAGGCGAAUUCUCCGAUCAAGGUAUCAUCUCCACGGCGAUCGCCAAGGCGGCUACUUUGUUGACCCCAUCCCACGGCGCGGAAAAUGGGAGCUUGUUGGAUCAAGAGAGUUCCAACCCUGCCAAGACCCAGUUCACUUUCACCUGUGAGUCAGACUCGUCUAAAGGGAUGGCACUGCAACGAGACCCAUACCCGAGCUCGUACCGAUCACCUGCAUCUCCGCUCGCUCCAACUACCCAGCUCCCACGUGGGUACCCUGGGUCGCGCGGUCCUACCAGCCCCCCUGGUUCGGGGCCCGCGCAUCAGCAGGCGAAUCAUGGGGCACAACCGCCUCCUACACAGGGUGGUCAAGCUCAGGUCGGACGUAAGAAGAAGCUUUCCCCUGGAAGCGUCUAUGGGACGGCCGCCCGGCAGCGCAAAAUCCAACAGCAAUACGCCAACAUCCACCAUCCGCCUCGCCUGGAGGAUAUCUGGAUUUGCGAGUUUUGCGAGUAUGAGAGCAUCUUCGGACACCCACCAGAGGCUCUCAUCCGUCAGUACGAGAUCAAGGAUCGCAGGGAGCGGAAGCGAUUGGCGGAGAAAAAGCGUCUUCUCGAAAAGGCUAAGAUGAAAGGCCGCAAGACCAAGAAGGCGCCGAAGAACUCCAAGUCUGCCGCCUAUCAUCAAAACUACCAACCGGGCUAUGAUCGCGCCUCGGUUGAUCACUCUUCCGCCGCGGGAUCUGGCCAUCUCGAUGACGAAUACCUUGGCCACGAUUAUUACGACGACGACCAGGGAUCGAUUCCCGGGCAGGAUCCUGUCUCGCCUGCAGAACUCAGACCUCCGCUACCCGCGGUACAUUCUGCGGCUCAUAAGCCAGCGGUGACCAGUCCUCCUAGCGGAGUUGUAAAAGCGGGUGAAGAUCCUAAGUCUCACUAA